This is a messenger RNA of Exophiala bonariae, 663 nucleotides long. RefSeq lists its product as uncharacterized. The transcript has 2 exons. NCBI's taxonomy places the organism in Eukaryota, Fungi, Ascomycota, Eurotiomycetes, Chaetothyriales, Herpotrichiellaceae. Gene Ontology annotation, molecular function: acyltransferase activity, transferring groups other than amino-acyl groups. The coding region runs from base 1 to 663 and encodes 220 amino acids. The record is from RefSeq and is a predicted model, not a curated record.
AUGCCGGCAUUCGUUCUCCUCCCUGCAUCCCCGUCUGAUCUCGAGGCUGUGGCUCGUGUCCAAUUUGCGGCUUGUGCGACCGAUCCCGGCUUUUGCGCCAUCUUCCCCAAAGGCGGUACUCUAAGUUCUAUCACUCACUUUGUGCAGUCUUAUGAGGAGGACAUGGACAAUGACCCUUCUUAUCAUAUCAUGAUUGUGAAGGAAGCAAUGUCUGGGGAGGUUGCCAGCUUCGCCAUCUGGCACUUCUUCCCCCCACGUUCUGGGGACGAGAUUGAUCGAGAACUAUUACUGGACGACUUCCCACUUCCCAAUGAUGCGAAUAGAGAGAUUGGUUGUAGAUUGAUGCGCAACAGCAUCAGGAAGCGCCAUGAACUUGCGACUGCUUUUAUCGGUCUAGAACGGCCGUAUGUAUUCCUCGCUGCUCUCGGUACAUCUCCCAAAUAUCAACGGCAGGGUGCCGGUGCUAAGCUACUUGAAUGGGGCUUAGAGCGAGCUGAUGAUAGGGGAUUGGCAGUUUAUGUGGAAGGCACCCCGGCUGCCGCACAUCUCUACAAGGCCAAUGGAUUCAGAGAAAUCGAGACGUUGAAACUGGAACUGAAACUGGCACCAGAAAGCACAGAAGAGCACUCCAACGUAUGUAUGAUUCGAGACCCUCAAACAUAA